Chaetura pelagica (chimney swift) is the source of this 914-nucleotide messenger RNA. It is a transcript of the gene PPT1, whose product is annotated as palmitoyl-protein thioesterase 1. Gene Ontology annotation, molecular function: palmitoyl-(protein) hydrolase activity. Gene Ontology annotation, cellular component: lysosome. The transcript is spliced from 8 exons. Gene Ontology annotation, biological process: receptor-mediated endocytosis; protein depalmitoylation. NCBI's taxonomy places the organism in Eukaryota, Metazoa, Chordata, Aves, Apodiformes, Apodidae. The coding region runs from base 21 to 791 and encodes 256 amino acids. The record is from RefSeq and is a predicted model, not a curated record.
GCUGCUGCAACCCGCUGAGCAUGGGCUACAUCAAAAAAAUAGUGGAGCAGAAAAUCCCAGGGAUUUACGUCCUGUCUCUCAAGAUUGGGAACAACCUGAUCCAGGAUGUGGAGAACAGCUUCUUCCUGAACGUGAAUGCCCAGGUGGGGCAGGUGUGCAGGCAGCUCGGCGGGGACCCGCGCCUGCAGGGCGGCUACAACGCCAUGGGCUUCUCCCAGGGGGGGCAGUUCCUGAGGGCAGUGGCCCAGAGGUGUCCUUCUCCUCCAAUGCUCAACCUGAUCUCUGUUGGGGGACAGCACCAAGGAGUCUAUGGCUUCCCGCGCUGCCCCGGGGAGAGCUCCCACCUCUGCGACUGGAUCCGGAAGACGCUGGAUUUGGGUGCCUACACACCAGCUGUUCAGGAGCACUUGGUCCAAGCAGAGUAUUGGCACGACCCUCUGAAGGAGGAGGAGUACAGGAAAAACAGCAUCUUUCUGGCUGACAUCAACCAGGAGAGGGGCAUCAAUGAGACCUACAAGAAAAACCUGAUGGCUCUGAAAAAGUUUGUGAUGGUGAAAUUCCUCAAUGAUACCAUGGUUGACCCACCCAUCUCUGAGUGGUUUGGGUUUUAUAAAAGUGGCCAAGCCAAGGAGACCAUCCCACUGAGGGAAACCUCACUGUACACAGAGGAUCGCCUGGGUCUGCAGGAGAUGGACAAAGCAGGAAAACUGGUGUUCCUGGGGGUGGAAGGGGAUCACCUGCACUUCUCAGAAGAGUGGUUUGACACCACUAUCCUCCCCUUCCUCCAGUGAGGCUGAGGGGAGGCCCCCAGAGCAGCAGGGUCUAUCACUGCCACUAAUGCUGCUACUUGUGCAACAGCACUUUGGGCAGGGGCCUGGGGGGGACUGGGGAAGGGGACAGGCAGGGGGGUUGGC